Effrenium voratum is the source of this 2916-nucleotide messenger RNA. Lineage: Eukaryota; Dinophyceae; Suessiales; Symbiodiniaceae. The record is from the annotation of a GenBank genome assembly.
AUGCUCAACGAGGUGCAGGCGACCGACACGGUGCUGAAGGCGGCGAAGAACUGCCUCUGUCCAAGCUGUGUGGCUCGGACCAAGCCUGGUGGAGCGCCUCCCGCAUCUGGACUGACGGCCAAAGAGUUCAACGAUCGCAUCGUGGUGGAUUCAGCGUGGAUCAACACCGACACGGGCCGGAAGUGUGUGCUGACCAUUCUGGAUCAAGCAACGAGGUAUGUGGCGGUGCGCAUCUUGAAGGCCGAGCGUGCGGAGGAGCUCAUCAAGGGCAUCGAGCGGGCUUGGAUCAAACAGUUCGGAGCGAAGGGCUGGGCUAGUCGGAUGCUUCGGGGCUGGGCCAGCGACAAGAACAUUGCCCUGGAGAUUGCGCCGGCGGAGGCACACAAUUGGCUCGGUGCAGUGGAGAGAAAGCACCAGGUCAUUCGGAGAGCGCUGGAGUUCAUGGAGGACGCCAACAACAAAACGGAGAAAGGGCUGCUACAAGCCUCGAUCUAUGUCCCGGGCCAGGUGAACGCGAUGAGCAUGACGCGUGGCUUCACGCCAACUCAGUGGGUGAUUGGGAGAAGUCCCAACCAAGUACAAUCGGUCACCGGCGACCUGUUCACCCCGACAGUUGACGCCUUGGAUGCAGCUGGUGAGUUUGCCAAUGUGCAGAAGAAGCGGCUGGCAGCUCAGACGGCGUUCAUACGCGCAGACAGCGAUGCCAAGCUCAGGCGGGCCAUGAACCAGAACUACCGGCAGAUCAAGGACACGGUGGUGGUUGGACAGGUGGUCUACUGGCGGGAGAAGGGAGCCGGAAUCUUGCAGAAGCAGAAGUGGCGUGGACUGGCAAGAGUGGUGGCCAUCGAGCAGGAUAACAAGGAUCGCGAUGCCGUGAUUUGGCUGGCGCAUGGACCCUCCCUGCUGAGGCGCGCUACGAAUCAGGUGCGGCCCCGCGUUGAGGACACCGGAAUUCCUUUGAUCUCCGACCCCAACGCGGCGCUGAAGGCGAGAAGUACCACGCAGUUCAAGGAUGUUUACCGUCCUGAGUUGCCGGGAGACGAAGAAGAAGAUGACAUCGAGGAGCUCGACGCCGAGUAUGAACCGGAAGAACCUGGAGAGCCAGGUGAAUCACCCGAGGUGGAUGAGAGCAUGUUGCUGGGCAUCGUGGUUCCUUUGAUCCGGAGCCGAGAAGGGCGAGCGGGUCAGAACCGAUGUCUCGUGAGCGAACACCUCGGCGAGAUGCCAGUGAACCAGAACCAGCGCCACCAUCUGAAGUCAGUGGAGAAGCAGGUGGACAAGAAGACGGGCGUGAGAGAAAGGAGAGUGACCGACCUGAACCUGAUGUGCCCGUACCCGAAGACGGUCAUCAUCGAUGACAUCACCUUCGUCGAUGGCAUGGAGCUCGAGAAUUACUUCCGCAACAAGGUCUGGAACUUUGCGGAGGCGAGCCCGGGCGAUGAGUCGCGGAUUGUGUCAACACGGUGGGUGCUGACAUGGAAGGUCACGGAGAAUGGUCCGAAGGCAAAGGCACGGCUUGUGCUGCGCGGAUACCAGGACCCGGACCUGAUUGGGCUGGAGAAAUCAGCGCCAACGGCAGGGCGACUUGGGAAGGUCUUCCUCAUGCUCUUUGUGCAGAACCUGGACUGGCUGAUGUUCGUUGGGGACGUUCAGCAGCUUUUCUGUCUGGAGCAAGCUUCGACCGGAAGAUCUUCGCCAAGCUGCCUGCGGACUGUAGUGCUCUACUUGGAGUACGUGGACAAGCCUACAUGUGCCACAGACUGGACAAGUGUUGCUUCAUACUACGGCAAGGCCGACUACGCGCUGAAGGUCAUCCUCAUCAUGCACGUCGAUGAUGUGAUGUGCACCCAAGCUCGUGAACCGGAAGCAGAUGCUGUGGUCGAGGAAGUGCGCAAGAACUUUGACUUCGGCAAGUGGAAGAAAUUGUCGGAGAAGAACCCUAUCACCUACUGCGGAUGCCAGAUCAGCAUUCAACACGGUGAGAUCAACCUGGAUGCGGAGGAGUACCUCAAACAGGUCAAGCCGAUCACUGUGGACAAGAACGGAACCGGCGACAUGACGGACCGGGAAGUUUGGGGCACUUCAAUGGCCAGCAGGACGGAGCUCAACAAGGGGCUGAGGUUUGCCAAGGCGACAGCUGGGGUGCGUCUGAAGUUCCCAAGAAUGGUGAAUAACCUGGACGAGCUGUGCUUUGUGGUGUUUUCCGACGCGGCGUUUGGCAUUCGUCGGGACUUCAGCUUGCAAGGUGGCUACAUCCUGGUGGCGGCAAACAAGAAGUUGCUGGACGGUGAGUGCAUGCGGUACACAACCCUGGCAUGGAGGUCAUUCAAGCUGGACAGGGUGUGCCGGAGUUCGCUUUCCGCAGAAAGCCAAGCAUGUGCGACGGCGACGGACGAGCUGAUGAUCACCAAGCUCUUCUACUCCCUCAUGCUCGAUCCUGACCAAGAUCUGAGAUCUGGCGAGAUGGUGAAGAAGGCGGGUCAGAGUGCGGUGGUGAUUGAUGCUCGGGCGUUAUACGACGCGACCACGCGGGACACGAUCAAGAACGUUGUGGACAAGCGGGCUGCUGUGGAAAUCCUGUGCAUUAAGGAGGCGCUUGAGUUCACCGGCAGCGAGAUGUGGGUGAGCUCAGAGAGACAGCUGGCGGAUGGGCUGACAAAGCUGUCAGCAAGGCAGUCACUGGCCGAUGCGCUGGGCGGUGGCUACAUUCAACUGGUCUUUGACGAGACCUUCACAGCGGCGAAGAAGAAGACCCACAAGGAGCGGAGUCAGCAAAGCCAGGUGGUGCGCGGAAGCGCGGUGGCGAACUAUGUGAAGGCCAUGUGUGUUUGUCACCAUUUUGGUGAUGAAGCUCGUCAAGGCAGAGAAGAAGAGCAUGCGAGAAAUGGAGACGCAGACCGAACGGUGGGAGCUUGA